This is a messenger RNA of Meriones unguiculatus (Mongolian gerbil), 1302 nucleotides long. RefSeq names its product NEDD4-binding protein 1-like. The transcript has a single exon. The record is from RefSeq and is a predicted model, not a curated record. Gene Ontology annotation, cellular component: PML body; nucleus. Gene Ontology annotation, biological process: negative regulation of proteasomal ubiquitin-dependent protein catabolic process; negative regulation of protein ubiquitination. Lineage: Eukaryota; Metazoa; Chordata; Mammalia; Rodentia; Muridae.
AUGGGUCAGGGGGCCGGGAUGGACAGACAGCCCAUGGAACCUGAGUCGCCCCCGGCUCAGGAGGAAACCGAACAAGGGCAGCAACCCCCACCACCUUUCCCAUUGGCCCAGGGAGGAACGCCUGACAAGGGUUUUCAACAACCCGCGGGACCUGUGCUUGCAGAAUCUAAGGAGCCUCCCCGUGGAAAGCAUUCACACUUAGGGGGCUUGCCUGAGCCUAAGCCGAGGUGCCCCCCAAUUUCUGAGCCACUCCUGCAGCAGCCCCGGCUGUUUCCUUCAGAGACAGGAUCCGCAGAAUUGGGUGGAUCCUAUGAGGACCCCACUGCCUCGUUCACAGGGGUUCAGAGAUUUCAAGAGGCCCUCAAGACCCCAUACAGUCUGGCCUUGAGAAAUGAGCCCGGCAGGGCAGAUCUGAAGCAUGUGGUGAUAGACGGAAGUAACGUGGCCAUGGCCCAUGGCCUGAAAAAGUUCUUCAGUUGCCACGGAAUAGCCCUCGCCGUGGAGUAUUUCUGGAAGCUUGGCAACAGAAACAUCACCGUGUUUGUCCCGCAGUGGAGAACGAGACGGGAUCCUCACUUCAUGGAACAACACCUGUUGGGCCAGCUCCAGGACCUCAGCAUAGUGGCUCUGACUCCUGCCCGGAUGGUCUCCCGAGAAAGAAUCUCUUCUCAUGAUGACAGGUUCCUAUUGCACCUGGCAGAGAAGACCGGGGGGAUCAUCGUGACCAAUGAUAACCUGAGAGAGUUUGUGACUGAGUCGGCGUCCUGGAGAGAAAUUGUUGCCAGGAGACUGCUUCAGUACACAUUCGUGGGAGACAUAUUUAUGGUUCCCGAUGACCCUCUGGGAAGGCACGGACCUCGGCUGUAAGAAUUUCUUCAAAAGGACCUCUUUCCUCCAGACAAGCAGCUGGUUGAUGACAGCGGCCCGCCAGGCAUGAGCUCUUUGGACUCUGUCCUCAGGAGCCCUAGCCCCAGCCCCAGCCCCAGCCCCAGCCCCAGUCCCAGCCCCAGCCCCAGCCCCAGCCACUGGCCACCACCCCAGAACCACGGAGCCUCUCCAAGCCCUGGGCUUCCUCAGCAACAGCUCUUCACUGUCCCGGUCACACUGCCUAGGAUGCAGCAGAAACUGGGCAGGCCCGCACAGAGAUCUUGGGCAGAGACCAGCGAGUUGAGGGAGGCGCUGAUGAGCAUCUUCCCGCACUCUGAGCAGAAACGGAGAAUUGACCAGAUUCUGCUAGCUCAUCCAUCCACGAUAGACCUGAACACCCUCCCUGGCCUCGUGUUGGAUGCAAAGCUGGGCUGA